This is a messenger RNA of Camellia sinensis, 463 nucleotides long. NCBI's taxonomy places the organism in Eukaryota, Viridiplantae, Streptophyta, Magnoliopsida, Ericales, Theaceae. The record is from RefSeq and is a predicted model, not a curated record.
UUACCCAUUUCUAAUAGGGACAAACACUAACGUACACACCUGUUUUGUUGGGCAUCGCAACUGUUCUCAGUUCAAAACUCCAAACCCUAACCUACAGUUUGAAAUUCGACUCUGGAUUCUCUCUUCCAAUCCCUCGAUUCAAUUUCUAGGGUUUUCCAUUUCGAUUACAUCACCAAUGGGCGAAUUGAAGAUGGAAGAGAUGUCUCUGCCUGCUCUGUUCGAUCAGGCUCGGAAGAUUCAUCGAUCAGCUUCCGAAUCUGGCAUUGAUCAGCAAUCUCUGAGAAAGGGAUGUGAAGCUUUGCAACAGUGCGAGGAAAUGACAAGCAAAUUAGGGCUGUUUUCGUUGAACGAGACGAAAGAUGAUAUUAGCACAACCAACCUCAAAUAUCUUUUGGUAAUGAUUUUUUUUAAGCAUUUUGAGACUCUGUGCUUUGUAUUUGUAGAUUAGUGAAGUUUUAUUUCA